AACAAUACUAUAUUAGUUUAUAGUACAAUGACUGCCAUCUUGACAACUCUUUUGCCAAAAAGCAAAUCUUGAGCAAUUCCCCAGUUUUCUACUGAGUUCAUCCGCUAUAUUCUGGUCGAUCCCUUCCUGGAUGUGGAUGUGAUACUCGGCUACGGUUCAGGGCGCGGCGUCACCGGUCUCUCCGGUCACCGCCGCCCCCGCCAGCAAGCACCAGGCCUGGACGCCUUCGUGGACUCCAAUCUUCUGCCGGCCAGCAGCAGGCACCGCCGCCUCAACUGAGCUCCUCCUCCCUCCCCAACGCCCCCGCCCCCACCACUCGUCGGCCUCCAAGCAGCUUUUGCUAAAGAGGAAAAAGCUACCAAGAUCCCCACUCUCCAGGCCCUACUCAGCAUGGACGAUGCAGGUUCAGAGUCAACAGCUGUGCCCCUCGAUUUAUUACUACAAAUCACAGAUGGUUUCUCCGAGGAGCGGAAACUUGGUAGUGGUUCCUUUGGAGAGGUUUACUUGGGUGUGCAUCCAGACGGGCAAAAGAUUGCUGUGAAGAAGAUCUAUGAUAUGCCAGGAGUUGACGAGGAGCAAUUUCAGAAUGAGUUUAAGAACCUUGCAAGGCUGCAGCACCGAAAUAUUGUGCGGUUAGUUGGCUAUUGCCACCAUAUUCAGGAAGUACCAGCAAUGUAUGAAGGAAAAUUGGUUCUUGCGGAAAAGAUACAUAGAGCGCUCUGCUUGGAGUAUAUGUCUAAUGGAAGCCUUGAAAAAUAUAUUUCUGAUGAAUGUGAUAAAUAUGAUUGGCACACUGGCUACGGAAUAAUUAAGGGGAUUUGCCAGGGUUUGAAAUACCUCCACACUAAAUUAGAGCCACCUAUUUAUCAUUUGGAUUUAAAGCCAGCCAACAUAUUGCUGGAUGAGAACAUGGUUCCCAGAAUUGCAGAUUUUGGGAUAUCAAGGCUGUUUGGAGAUGAACGAACGCGAGCUACAAAAAGUACUUUAGGAACACAAGGGUACUUACCACCGGAAUACAUACGCAACUAUUUAAUCUCAAGUAAAUUUGACAUAUUCAGCCUGGGUGUUGUAAUCAUAAAGAUAAUGGCAGGACGGGCGGGCUACUACAAAAGCGCUGAAAUGUCUUCCCACGAGUUCAUUAAUGUUGUACAGGAAAAUUGGACAAAUAGGCCACAUGAAACAUCGAGUCUGAUGAAGGCAUAUUCCAAGCAAGUAAAGAUAUGUAUUGAAAUAGGUUUAAGUUGUGUGCAGGAGGAUCGACACAAAAGGCCCACUGUACAGAAUAUUGUUGAUAGACUGAAUGAGACAGAAACUGAGUGUACCUGUGCGUAUAAGAAAUUUGAGGUGCAGGAGAACUCAGGGGGGCUCACCCCUAAUUAUUUCAUGAAUAAUGGCCGCUCUGUCAGUGAAGUGCCUCUGAACAAUGAUGCAGGCCCUUCCAUACAAGCUAGAACGGCAUGGCAAUAUCCUACAGACAUGACUGCACAACAAGAACUUGGCGAACGACAAGCAGCUUCGCUUCCUAAUGGAAUUUAUGAGCCUCCUAGGCAGAUAAUGGAAGGUUUUCCUGAAUCUGGAGGCACCACUACAGUUGAAAGACAGGAUCUUGCAGUCAGAGUUCAAGAAGCAAUCACUGAUCCUUUUGUCGUCAAAGACUGCCGAAGCGCAUUAAAUGGAAAGAGUUAUCCUCCAUCUAAAGAAGAAGCGGUACAUCGUUUGGAGAGCGUUUCUCUAAAGGGGAAGCGUUGCAAUGACCUAGCUGAUAAAAAUAUUACUACAGUGAAGCGCUUUAUGGGUCAUUAUCACAGAGAUAAAUCUGGUCUCCAAAAGGAGGAGGACUGGAGUACCACGGUAACACAUGCCACCACGUGUGAUCCUGGGGUUGAGAUCUAUUCUUAUGGAGUUGCAGAGGAAAAUUGUGAACUCUUAUUCACUUUUUUUUAUGAUCUUGUCGGUGUGCUGACCAAUGGAGAUUAUGUUCCUGCUAGUGACCUUGAUCAGUUUCAGCAGCUUAAAGUGAAGAGCUGGAAAUUGCCCGCAUUCAAGAAAUUUGAGGAGCGGGAAAAAUUAGGGGUUCUUAUUCCUGAUUAUUUGAUGAUGAAUGGCUGCCCUGUCCGUGCAGUGUCUCUGAACAAUGAUGCAGGUCCUUCUGUACAAGCUAGAACUACAUGGCAAUAUCCUAAUGACAUGGCCGCACAACACGUAUUUGGUGAUCGACAUCCAUUGAAUGGGUUCUCACGGGCCACAGUCCUGUCAAACAAUGACGCCGGUCCUUCAAACCAAGGAACACUGCCGUUUUCGCAGCCCAUGUAUGAACAGACUGUGCAUCAAGGAAAUGGUCAGCACGAUCCUUCUAUGGCGCAGAAUGGAAUUCCUUAUUAUCUGCCCCAGGGAAAUAUCUUAAAUGAUCAGGGAUCACUUUCAGCACAGCCAACUCCGUUCCACAAUUUUCUACCAGUUCCAGCGGAUGAGAUGAUCACAGGUGCAAGUCUAACUGACGAACAGACUAAAUACUUCUCGACAACUGAUUCUCUUGGCACUCUAGAAAAUGUAAUUCCUGGGCCUGAAUUGGACAUACCUUUGAAACAAGGUAACUGGAGACAGCUUCUGGGAAUUAAUACAGGAGACUUGAAGCAGGUGAUCAUAGCAUGCGGUAAGGCCGUUGCUGCGAAUGAUAUGUAUGCAACAGAACUAUUGAUAUCUGAGCUAGGUCAGCUGGUGUCUGUCUCUGGAGAUCCAAUGCAACGCCUAGGAGCAUAUAUGUUGGAAGGCCUUGUUGCCAGAUUUUCUUCCUCUGGAAGUAAGCUGUAUAAAUCCUUGAAGUACAAAGAACCUACAAGCUCCGAGCUCAUGUCUUACAUGCAUUUCCUUUAUGAGAUGUGCCCAUCCUACAAGUUUGGUUACAUGUCAGCCAAUGGCGCCAUAGCAGAGGCUGUUAAAGGCGAGAACUUGGUUCACAUCAUUGAUUUCCAAAUCGCACAGGGGAGCCAGUGGACAACUAUGAUUCAGGCUCUUGCAGUGAGGCCCGGGGGUCCACCAUGCCUAAGAAUCACUGGUAUAGAUGACUCAAAUUCUGCUUAUGCCCAAGGUAGUGGACUGGACAUGGUUGGAACAAGAUUACAUAAUGUCUCUGCGUCGUGUGGUGUGCCCUUUGAGUUCAAUGCUGUUCAUGCUGCUAGCCAUGAGGUUUAUCUUAAGCAUCUUGAUAUAAGACCUGGGGAGGUCAUUGUGGUGAAUUUUGCCUAUCAGCUGCAUCAUACUCCUGAUGAAAGCGUGAGCACGGAAAAUCAUCGGGACAGAAUUAUAAGAAUGAUCAAGAGCCUAUCCCCCAGGGUGGUGACUCUUGUUGAGCAGGAGUCGAAUACAAACACAGCUCCAUUCUUCUCAAGAUACUUGGAGACCUUCGACUACUAUACGGCAGUGUUUGAGUCAAUAGACUUUGCUCUCCCAAGGGAUGACAAGAUACGGGUUAACACAGAGCAGCACUGUCUUGGAAGGGAUAUCAUCAGUUUAAUCGCGUGUGAGGGUGCUGAAAGGGUUGAGAGGCAUGAGGUGUUUGGAACAUGGAAGGCAAGGUUUGCAAUGGCUGGAUUUAGGCCGUACCCGCUGAGUUCAAUGGUGAACAGCACCAUCAAAACACUGCUGGAUGACUACCACAGUUGGUACAGGCUUGAGGAAAGGGACGGAGUCCUUUACCUAGGUUGGAAGAGCAGAGUGUUGGUCGUGUCUUCUGCAUGGCGCUGACAUGUCCUGAGAAGACGCUCAUAUAUGUACACUGUUUUUAUCGUUGAUGAAACUUAAUGCUUCAGUGAUUUGUGUUACGUUGAUCCAUGAUAUUUCUAUAGCCUGACCUCCCCUGUCCCCCAGUUUCAGAUGGAACCUGUGCUUAUAAUUAAGGGCUUUGCUGCUUGUCGGUUCAGUUGUCUGUCUACUCACUGGUCAUCUAAUUCAGUGGAAUCGGCACCAGGAGUUGCUGUAAUAAUACCGCGACAGCCGUAACGUAGAAGAAGGCGUAGUGAUUAAAUAAAUAAAUAUGUUUAUAGCUAGGAAUUUGGUGUGUUGUGGUUUGCCCCCGUUGUAUGAUUGACAUGCUGUAACGAAAAUGUUAGAGAUGAUUAAAAGCUAUGCAGGCACAAGAGGCGCCCGUUGCAUGUGUCCUCGCUGUGGUUUACUGUCA
Molecule: messenger RNA, 4177 nt
Organism: Triticum aestivum (bread wheat)
Lineage: Eukaryota; Viridiplantae; Streptophyta; Magnoliopsida; Poales; Poaceae
Product: scarecrow-like protein 21
Exons: 14
Coding region: 391-3744 (1117 amino acids)
Biological process (GO): protein phosphorylation
Molecular function (GO): ATP binding; protein kinase activity
Source: RefSeq, a predicted model, not a curated record